AUGCAGCAAGUACAUAUCGAAGCUUUGAGUCACGAGGUAGUGCAAGAAAUUGAUUCAAUUCAGCAGGCAAGGAUUCACGAGGUAGUGCAAGAAGUUGAUUCAGUUCAGCAACCAAGAAUUCACGAGAAUACCAUUGAGGAUAAAGAAGACAUGGAGGAGAAUCAAGAUGCUCGAAAUUCUGAGCUUGUUAGUAUUGAUGAUAGGCCAGUUUCUGAUCUAACCCGCCCUUCAAGAAAAAGAAAUAUGAGAGGUCUGAAUUCACUUCUCGACAAAGCAAGAGUAGUGAUAAGCGAGCUCAACACAGAAUCAAUGAUCGAAAAAGAAGGCACAAACGAAUUCGAAUUGUUUGGCAAGAGUGUUGGCGUCCAACUAAAUUCCAUGAGUUUAGAAAAUGCUUUGCGGGCGCAAAGCGUGAUAGAAACCUAUCUUACAAAAGUGCGAUUGCAGGAAUUAAAAACCUGCAAUCGCACUUUUGUUGUUCUUGCACCAUCUCCGAGUUAUGUGCCUACACCAUCUCCGAGUUAUGUGCGUACACCAUCUCCGAGUUAUGUGCCUACACAAACCACUUAUGAGCAUACGUCUACUCAAGAAGCUCCUACAGAUAGUGGACAAUCAUCUAUGUCUGAAAUACCUCACUCUGAGUUUAUUGUGACAUAUACUCCUAAUAUUUCAUCUCAUACAGCACAUUUCAGCCACGACGCUGCAAUAAAUCUUGAUAGGGGUGAUUUGCUUGAUCUAAGUGACCAACAAACUGCAGCUCAACAAAAUAAUGAUAUCUUAUCACAGGCUAUGGCAAAUAUUCCUAUGUAG
Molecule: messenger RNA, 810 nt
Organism: Parnassius apollo (apollo)
Lineage: Eukaryota; Metazoa; Arthropoda; Insecta; Lepidoptera; Papilionidae
Source: the annotation of a GenBank genome assembly